AUGAAUCUCAGAAGGUUGGUGAACAGCCACUGGGUUGCCUGCUACCCUAAUCCUAGUCACUACUGCUGCUAUAACAGCCCCACGCCAAGAACAUGAACAAGCUGCUGCUUUGGGCCUCUGUCCUCACCAGCCUCCUGGGAGCCUUUGCUGAGACAGACCUCAGUGGGAAGGUGUUUGUGUUCCCCAGAGAAUCUUCUAGUGAUCACGUGAGCUUGAUUACACAGCUGAAGAAACCUCUAGAGAACUUUACCUUGUGUUUUCGAGCCUUCAGUGACCUCUCCCGUCAGUACAGCCUCUUCUCCUACAACACCCAGGGCAAGGAUAAUGAACUACUAAUUUAUAAAGAAAAACAUGGAGAGUACAGUUUAUACAUUGGGAAAGCCAAAGUUACAUGGAAAGCUGUCGAAGAGUACCCGGCCCCGGUGCACAUCUGUGUUAGCUGGGAGUCCUCCUCAGGCAUUUCUGAAUUUUGGGUAAAUGGGAAGCCUUUGGUGAAAAAGGGUCUGAAGCAGGGUUACUCUGUGGGAGCUCACCCCAAGAUCGUCCUGGGGCAGGAGCAGGAUACCUACGGGGGUGGAUUUGAUAAGAGCCAGUCCUUCGUGGGAGAGCUUGGGGAUGUGUACAUGUGGGACUCUGUGCUACCGCCAGAAGAGAUCCUGUUGGUUUAUCAGGGUUCCUCCCUCAAUCCGAAUAUCCUGAACUGGCGGGCUCUGAACUAUGAAAUAAAAGGAUAUGUCGUCAUCAAACCUAUGGUGUGGAUUUGAGAUCUUGAAUCAAGAGGGCUUGAAAAUGAAAAAAAAAA
Messenger RNA from Propithecus coquereli (Coquerel's sifaka), 802 nucleotides. It is a transcript of the gene APCS, whose product is annotated as amyloid P component, serum. The transcript is spliced from 2 exons. Gene Ontology annotation, molecular function: complement component C1q complex binding. The coding region runs from base 93 to 764 and encodes 223 amino acids. The record is from RefSeq and is a predicted model, not a curated record. Gene Ontology annotation, biological process: innate immune response. NCBI's taxonomy places the organism in Eukaryota, Metazoa, Chordata, Mammalia, Primates, Indriidae.